GGUCUCAUAACACAGAGCUUUAGUUUUGAUUCCCAGAAUGGAAAAGAUAAACAAGAAUUUGAUCUAAAAUUCAGCAUAAUACCGUGAGUCAGAUAGAAACAGAAAGGAAGCAAGAUCACAGGAGGUCAUCGUACGGAAGAUACAGAGUUGCACGAUAAGAAAAAACACUAAAUGAUUGUGAGACUCUGGUCGUUUGCUGAGUUCUGAGAAAGUUGGUGUGAGUGUAGCCAAAGGAAGCAAGCAGACAGACAAAUGCAGGUCUACUGUUGAUCACACUGUGUGGCAAGAGACGGUCUGCGGCCCAAGAAGAACCGCAAUUGUGAAUCAGGAAUCCCACACGCCUGGCAUCUAACUAGAAUAGUUUGACAAAGGAUGAUGGAAAAAAUCCUGCAGAAGUUAGAUGCCCUGGAUGAGGACGCAAGGAUACUUGCAGCCAUCAGAGCAAAGAAAGCCAACGUUCAGCUUGAACAAAGGAAAGAGUGUUUGACCACACCCCUGUUCUUCGAUCUUCACAUGGAACCUGAAGGCACUGCUGCUUCAUCUGUACUUAAGACAGGAGCAGAGAUCAGAGAAGAUAAGUCAUGUGGCACUAAGAAGUCAAAAACGCACGUAUCUUUCAAAUGUACUCCUGAACACAGAAGUGACUUUAAAGAAUCAGAUUCAUCUGCUCUUGCAACAGAUGCAAACUAUGAAGAAAGACCAAAAGAAGAAAAUCUAAAGCUGAGUCCCAGAUUUCUUCAUUUUCUUAAGGAUAAAACAGAGGCAGAAUAUGCAAUGCCCUUUCAUGUCCUACUGUCUGAGCGGAGGAACCGGUGUAAAAGAUCAUCAGAGUCUUCAAUCCUGUAUCCUACACGCGCCAACCAAUCCAAUGCUAAUAAAAAUGGAAACAGAGCUAUGAAGUCCAUGUAUUCUACAGACCACUCAGCAGAUUCUAUUAAAGAAGGGAGAACCGAUCAUCCACUGGUAAAUGAUUUUACUGCAAAAGAAAACGAGUCAGUCAGAGAUAACCAAGCAAGAUCACCUCGUCCAGUAAAGCAGAACAUCUUACUCCCCUUGCACUUUGAGGAUGUACUGAAAAAUCCCACCAUCAAGAUAAUUGACCUUGGUCCAACAGAGACCGUGCUUUAUUCCACGGACACUGAGACAGUGCCAACUAUAAAGGACAGACCAGGCACCAAACCCAUUCCAUCUUCGAGUCUGGACUUUGUGCCCUUCAAAGCUAAAGAAAGUCACACAAAUCCAAUAAUUUUCCAUGACAAAGCGUAUAUAACGAAGCUGUUCCUGAUGAAAAGGUUCACUCCCUAUCUUAUGACGCAUACAACAAAGAAUGUUGUUCUAGAAAAAAACUGUGAAAUGUUUAAAGCUAUGUUUUAUGAGAAACCCAGUGCUGUUUCUAAGCCUCAAAGAACUAAAGCUGUAGCACAUUACAAAGAUCUGCACAUCUUCUCUACGGAACGGGUGCACAAGAGUAUAAAGGAGAAACGAAAGAAGAAGCAUGACAGUCUGGCUUCCAAAAAGAGACCUCCGGACACACUUUAUAAUUUAUCCCGAACCUUUUCUAUCUUAACCAAAAAAAUUGUGGGUUCCUUUGAUAAAGUUGCUCUUGAAGAAAAGAGCGCUAAGACGGGUGGAUUUCAAAGACAGUUUUCCAAAGUAAGACCACCACGCACACGCAAAUUCACUACCUUACCUAUCAAGUAUGACUCAAAGCCUCUGGAGAAUAUACUUGAAAUACGUAAACUAAACAACAUAAGCCCACUAGACGACCUGCUAAGCUGGAAAGUCAAUGGCUCAUGAAGAAUCGUUUAUGCUGCAAUAUUUAAAAACAAGAACCAAGUUCCAAGAUCACAGAAAUUCUUAACUGAUUAUUAGUGUUCUGAUGGAUGAAGUACACAAAUCGACAGUGGUCUGUUUAGGAUCAGUCAACAUCGUUAGCUAACAUAGGAUGGAAUUAGAGAAUUAGAAACAAGAGAGAUUCAUUUAUGACUUAGUUCUGGUUGUCAGCCUAGCUUUUAAUGGUUGAGCCAUUUCUCGCUCAUGGAUUAUUUCAAUUAGACUUAUCAGACAUCCCUGUUGGCUAUAAGACAUUCUCAUUCGGUACCAGCUAUGGCAUGGAUUGAUGAAACAGUUGCUGUAGGAAGUCAAAAAACAUCAACAAACAAGUGAUUGAUUGUCAAGACAGAUGUAACAUUAAUUUGCAGAAUAUGAAGUCAAUUGUAGGUCAGCAUCUUAGAGACUCAUGGGGAAACAGUGCC
Molecule: messenger RNA, 2255 nt
Organism: Microtus ochrogaster (prairie vole)
Lineage: Eukaryota; Metazoa; Chordata; Mammalia; Rodentia; Cricetidae
Gene: C11H1orf141
Product: chromosome 10 C1orf141 homolog
Exons: 10
Coding region: 373-1797 (474 amino acids)
Source: RefSeq, a predicted model, not a curated record